Aspergillus ochraceoroseus IBT 24754 is the source of this 1497-nucleotide messenger RNA. It is a transcript of the gene gatA, whose product is annotated as 4-aminobutyrate transaminase gatA. Gene Ontology annotation, biological process: GABA catabolic process. Gene Ontology annotation, cellular component: mitochondrion. Bases 1 to 1497 code for a protein of 498 amino acids. The transcript is spliced from 4 exons. Gene Ontology annotation, molecular function: pyridoxal phosphate binding. Lineage: Eukaryota; Fungi; Ascomycota; Eurotiomycetes; Eurotiales; Aspergillaceae. The record is from RefSeq and is a predicted model, not a curated record.
AUGGCUGCUGUCUUCCGUUCUAGCUUCAAGCUCCGGGCUUCUGCUCGUCUUCCUGCUGUCCGUACUCUCACCACCACCUCCCAGCUUCGUGCGGCAGAGAAACCUUUUUUCCCCAAUGAGCCUUCCGCUCCCCAGCUGUCGACCGCCAUCCCUGGCCCCAAGAACCAGGCUGCUACCGCUGAGCUCAAGGAGGCCUUUGAUGUCCGCAACUUGAACAUGCUCUGCGACUACUCCAACUCCAUUGGAAACUACAUCGCCGAUCUUGACGGAAACAAGCUCCUUGAUGUCUAUGCUCAAAUUGCCUCCAUUCCCGUUGGUUACAACAACGCCCACCUUCAAAAGGUGGCCGCCUCCCCUGAGAUGGUCGCUGCCUUGAUCAACAGACCUGCCCUUGGCAACUUCCCCUCCGCCGACUGGGCUCGUAUCCUGAAGACCGGUAUCCUGAAGGUCGCUCCUAAGGGUAUGAACCAGGUCUUCACUGCGAUGGCCGGUUCCGAUGCCAACGAGAUCGCCUACAAGGCCGCUUUCAUGUACUACCGCCAGCAGCAGCGUGGUGGUCCCGAGAAGGAAUUCUCCGAGGAGGAGCUCCAGUCCACCAUGGUGAACAAGGCUCCUGGCUCCCCCGAUCUGUCCAUCAUGUCCUUCAAGGGUGGCUUCCACGGCCGUCUCUUCGGUAGCUUGUCCACCACUCGCAGCAAGCCCAUCCACAAGCUCGAUAUUCCCGCCUUCGACUGGCCUCAGGCCCCCUUCCCCUCCCUGAAGUAUCCUCUUGAGGAGCACGUUCAGGAAAACGCCCUGGAGGAGCAGCGCUGCCUCCAGGAGGCCGAGCGCCUCAUCAAGGAGUGGCACAACCCCGUCGCUGCGGUGAUCGUGGAGCCCAUCCAGUCCGAGGGUGGUGACAACCACGCUUCCCCUGCCUUCUUCCAGGGCCUCCGUGAGAUCACCAAGCGCAACAACGUCCUCUUCAUCGUCGAUGAGGUGCAGACUGGUGUUGGUGCUACCGGUAAGUUCUGGGCCCACGACCACUGGAACCUCGAGACUCCUCCCGACAUGGUCACCUUCUCCAAGAAGGCCCAGACCGCCGGCUACUACUUCGGUAACCCCGCUCUGCUCCCCAACAAGCCCUACCGCCAGUUCAACACCUGGAUGGGUGACCCAGCUCGCGCUCUCAUCUUCCGCGGCAUCAUCGAAGAGAUUGAGCGUCUGUCCCUGGUCGAGAACACGGCCGCUACCGGUGACUACCUCUACGCUGGCCUUGAGCGCCUGGCUCAGCAGUACCCUGAGCACGUGCAGAACCUCCGUGGUAAGAACCAGGGUACCUUCAUUGCCUGGGAUACUCCCAAGCGCGAUGAGAUGCUGGCGAAGGCCAAGUCCGUUGGUAUCAACAUUGGUGGCAGCGGUGCGAGCGCGAUUCGCCUCAGGCCCAUGCUGAUCUUCCAGAAGCACCACGCCGAUCUUCUCCUGGAGAGAGUUGAGAAGCUCAUCAAGGACCUGUAA